Messenger RNA from Bactrocera neohumeralis, 1025 nucleotides. RefSeq names its product ATP synthase mitochondrial F1 complex assembly factor 2. The transcript has 4 exons. The record is from RefSeq and is a predicted model, not a curated record. Gene Ontology annotation, biological process: mitochondrial proton-transporting ATP synthase complex assembly. Lineage: Eukaryota; Metazoa; Arthropoda; Insecta; Diptera; Tephritidae. Bases 95 to 916 code for a protein of 273 amino acids. Gene Ontology annotation, cellular component: mitochondrion.
UUCGUGUGUUUAGGCUUAUUUUGACCGGUGCUUUGAUUCUUUCGUAACUUUGUUUUCCUUAAAAUAUUUAUCACAUAAAAUUGGAAAUACCAAUAUGAAUAAUUUAUAUAAAUUAUUACGAAAGCCGGCCACAACACUUUUCGGUGUGGCACAGUCGAUGCCGAAACGGUUUUACGCCGCGCCGCCAAAACGUUUCUAUAAGAAAACUUCAGUACUGUAUAAUGACGGCAAAUAUGAAGUUACGCUGGAUAGUCGAAAGUUGAAGACACCAAAUGGCACAUUGUUCACAGUGAAAAGUGAGCCGCUAGCAAUAGCUGUGGCCACCGAAUUUGAUGCACAAAAGGAGCAUAUUGAACGUUCCAAAAUGCACUUGUCUGCAUUGUGCUUCACCGCACUAGACAAUCCCAAUCGGCACACAAAAACGGAUAUGGUGAAUUAUAUACUCAAUUAUAUUGCGACGGACACUGUACUCUUUCAAUACGAUGAUGAAAAAGAAUUACAUGAUUUACAACGCGCCGAAUGGGAUCCCGUAAUACAAUGGUUCAAUGAGCGCUACGGCACAAAUUUAGAAAAAACUAUGGUUAUGUCGCCACCAAAUGUGAGCGCUGACGAUAAAGCGAAAGUUUCGAAAUACUUGCUGUCGCACAGUGAAGACGUGCUAUUUGGCUUCAUCUACGCGGUGGACACCUUAAAAUCCGUUUUACUAGCAUUCGCUGCAAUCGAUCAGCGCUUAAGUGUUGAUAAGGCUGCUGCUUUGUCCCGUCUCGAAGAAGAAUAUCAGGCGAAAUUUUGGGGACGCGUUGAAUGGGCGCAUGAUCUAAGUCAACAAGAGUUACAAGCGCGCCUAGCAGCCUCUGUGCUCUUUGUGCAUCUCAAUCGUUCUGAACAUUUUGUUAAGGAAAAGUUAAUUGUUUAAAUAAUUUGUGUUGAAGUAUGAGAAAGUUGUAUGUUAGCUUAUGUAGCUGAGUGUGCCUGAAAAAGUUAUAUUAAUAAAAUAUAAACUCCGCGCAGCAAUAUCAAGAGUA